Prunus dulcis (almond) is the source of this 845-nucleotide messenger RNA. RefSeq names its product nuclear transcription factor Y subunit C-2-like. The record is from RefSeq and is a predicted model, not a curated record. Gene Ontology annotation, biological process: regulation of DNA-templated transcription. Lineage: Eukaryota; Viridiplantae; Streptophyta; Magnoliopsida; Rosales; Rosaceae. Bases 16 to 483 code for a protein of 155 amino acids. Gene Ontology annotation, molecular function: protein heterodimerization activity. Gene Ontology annotation, cellular component: nucleus. The transcript has 5 exons.
AACACUUCUCCAGAAAUGCACGGUUUCAUGUCGACGGGCUCUUUCGAGCUACCCAAUUACUACUCUCAUCCGUCUAGCAGAGAGGAGGCUGAUCAGGAGGCUAAGCAAUCCAGUUUUACGGAACUUCAGAAGGAAGAGAUAGAGAUAUUCUGGAAUCAGCAACUGUUUGAAAUUCAAAACACAACAGUGGCAAAAGCACAUCACGAACUCCCUCUUGCCAGGGUCAAAAGAGUCAUGAAAUCUGAUGGACAAGUCAAGAAGGUGAGCUCGGAGACUCCGGUUUUGUUUUCGAAAGCAUGUGAGCUUUUCAUUAUGGAGCUCACACUUCGUUCAUGGCUGCACACUGAAAGAAGCAAGAGGCGCACGUUGCAGCAUUGUGACACUGCCAGGGCAAUUAUGCAGGAUGAGCUUCUUCACUUUUUAGUUCACGCUGUUCCUCCGCUGAACUCCGUCGUACGUGACUAUUUUGAAGAUGAUGAAUGAUUAAAUUCCGUUUCUGCUAGCGGAAUUAGAGCUGUUCUCAUAGACCAGCUGGAUAGGAAAUUUUAUUUUAAUUUAAUUCCUAGAUUUAUGAGCGGAGUUUGUUAUUGUAUGAGAGGGUGCAGCAAAGUGAUGAAGUGAAGGUUUCGAAGAACAGUAUAAAGCAUGGAGGUUGGGGGCCUUUCCAAGCCACGGGAUAUUCAAUGAACAUCCCUUCUGCGUCUCAGUUUCCUUUUCAUUUCUUUCAGUUUAUUGUUUCAGUGAGAAUUUUGGACGUGAUAUAUAUACUGCGGCUUCUUGAUGAAUUUCCUUGAGCUUUAUCUGGAUACUUAUGAUAACAGAGAAAAGAAGCUAGGAUUUCGAGA